UCGUAUCAUUUUGAUUGAAAUAAUCCGGCCGGCGAUCUAUUGCGGCAGGUGGCGGCAUGUUCUAUCAAUCUUCUCUUUUGCUUGUUGUCUCGUGGUUUCUCUUCUUCGUGUUCUGCCUCCGGUGGACACGAUCCAAGAAAUCACCGGUCGACUAUCCCCCUGCGGUGCCGGGUCUCCCUGUCUUUGGGAACCUCCACCAGCUUGGUUCCCUCCCGCACCGCUCUCUGCGAGCGCUCGCAGAGAAGCAUGGCCCCGUCAUGGUGGUCCGCUUGGGCCGCCUCCCCACCGUUGUCGUCUCCUCGCCUGCCGCCGCCCAAGAGGUCUUGAAGACCCGCGACCUCGCCUUCGCGAGCCGCCCGGACUCGAGCAUCACCGACCGACUCUUCUACCGUUCGCAGGAGCUGGCCUUCGGCAAGUACGGCGAGGCGUGGCGCCAAAUGCGGCGAAUCGGCGUCCUCCACCUCCUCAGUCAGAAGCAGGUGCACUCCUUCCGCAAGGUCCGGGAGGAGGAGGCCGCUGCCCUCGUCGCCAGGAUCCGGGCCGCCGCCGGCCCGGUGAACUUGAGCGACAUGAUGAUCGACUUCACGAGCGACCUCAUCUGCAGGGUGGCGCUCGGCCGGACGUACGCCGACGCCAAGGGCGGCGGCAGCCAGCUCAGGGCGCUCUUCGGGGAGUUCUCGGAGAUCAUGGGCCUGUUCCCGGUGCGCGAUUGCAUCCCCUGGCUUGGCUGGAUCGAUUGGCUGAGUGGCCUGGACGGCAGGGCCAGGAAGAUCGGGCUGGAGCUCGACGCUCUGCUCGAGAAAGUCAUAGCUGAGCAUCGCCACCGGAGGAAGCUCGCGGCCAAAAUUGACGCCAACGACAUGGAUCUGGUCGACGUCUUGCUCUCUUUGGGCGAUCGCGACGACGACGCUUCUUCCUCCAACAUUUCGCUCACCAUGGACAACAUCAAAGGUCUCAUUUUGGACAUGAUCAUCGCAGGAACUGAUACGACGAAAGCAACUCUAGAAUGGGCAAUGGUGGAGCUAAUCCGGCGCCCCGAAGAAAUGGCUAAAGUGCAAGAGGAGAUCCGGCGAGUCGCUGGACCCAGAGGAGAAGAAAUAAGAGAAGAGGCCUUAAAGGGGAUGGAGCAAUUGAAGGCGGUGCUCAAAGAGACACUCCGUUUGCACCCGCCAGGUCCUUUGUUGCUCCCUCGAGAAUCCAUGGAGAGCACCGAGCUCCAGAACUACCGCAUCCCCAAGGGCACGAGGCUGUUCAUCAAUAUCUGGGCGAUUGCAAGAGAUCCUGCUUUGUGGGACAAGGCUGAGGAGUUCCUUCCGGAGAGGUUCCUAGGCGAUUCCGACGCCGGCGCCGCCACACUCGACUUCAGGUACCUGCCGUUCGGAGCAGGGCGGAGAAGCUGCCCGGGCGCCGGGUUCGCCAUGGCCUCCCUGGAGGUUGUCCUCGCGAACCUGCUGUACCAUUUCGACUGGGAGUUGCCCCACGGGAUGAGCGCGGAGGAGAUGGACAUGGACGAGGUCUUUGGGCUUGUCGUCCAAAAGAAAUCGAGCGUGAUUCUACAAGGCAGGCCCUUCGAAGCAUAGGCAUCGAAACCACGCUUCUAGCAAAUAAUAAGUCAACUGUCGGUUGGAAAUUAAAUUUGAUUUUGGAUGGAGACAGAGUUAAUUGGUAUAUGGAGGUGGCAAGUAAUGGAUAGAUGGGGAAAGGGUUUACAUUUAGGUUACGUUUUGGUUAAGUGUAAUGUAAUUAAGUUGGUAAUAUAAUUAAAUUUUAAAAUAAUAUAAUAUAAUCUUAAUUA
This is a messenger RNA of Zingiber officinale, 1795 nucleotides long. RefSeq names its product cytochrome P450 71A1-like. The record is from RefSeq and is a predicted model, not a curated record. Gene Ontology annotation, molecular function: oxidoreductase activity, acting on paired donors, with incorporation or reduction of molecular oxygen; iron ion binding; heme binding. The transcript has 2 exons. Lineage: Eukaryota; Viridiplantae; Streptophyta; Magnoliopsida; Zingiberales; Zingiberaceae. Bases 57 to 1580 code for a protein of 507 amino acids.